Molecule: messenger RNA, 2118 nt
Organism: Cottoperca gobio
Lineage: Eukaryota; Metazoa; Chordata; Actinopteri; Perciformes; Bovichtidae
Product: gastrula zinc finger protein XlCGF49.1-like
Exons: 1
Coding region: 292-1119 (275 amino acids)
Biological process (GO): regulation of transcription by RNA polymerase II
Cellular component (GO): nucleus
Molecular function (GO): DNA-binding transcription factor activity, RNA polymerase II-specific; RNA polymerase II cis-regulatory region sequence-specific DNA binding
Source: RefSeq, a predicted model, not a curated record
CAUGUCUGUAAGGAGGAGGAGGUUCUCUCUGACCAGCAGCUCUGUGUUCAGGAGAGGAACUCCAGUCUGGACCAAGAGGACCCAGAGCCUCCACAGAUUAAAGAGGAGCAGGAGGAACUCUUUGUCUACCAGCUCCUCGGUCACAACUCUCAUGUAGCUGAGAGCCAAGAUCAGAAAGGAGGCAAGCAUGGAGACUCAGGCUCAACUAGAAAUGCAGAGCCACAUCAACAGAAUCUACAUCACGAAAGCAUAAGUCACAGUAACAAUGUAGACAACCCUAACCUGUCAGAGAUGCACUGUGAUACUCACACAGGUAAACAGCCUUUAAAAUGUGACACAUGUGGAAAAGACUUUAAGUAUAAAGCAUCACUAGAGACGCAUAUAAGAAACCACACAGAUAAGAAGCUGUUUGUGUGCGAAACAUGUGGGAAAGUUUUCAGAAAUAAUAGUACCUUGGUAAGGCACAUGAGAAUCCACACAGGUGAGAAGCCAUAUUCUUGUAAAACAUGCAAAAGAAAUUUCCAGCAUACUAAUAAACUGAAACUCCACAUGAUGACCCACACAGGUGAGAAGCCAUAUUGUUGUAAAACAUGCAAAAAGAAAUUCCGGCGCAAUUAUGCCUUGAAAGUCCACAUGUGGACCCACACAGGAGAGAAGCCAUAUUCUUGCAAAAUAUGUGGGAAUAGAUUUACGAGUAAACAAACAUUGGACUCUCAUACAAGAAUCCACACAGGUGUGAAGCCAUAUUCCUGCAACACGUGUGGGAAAAGGUUUUUUCGGAAAUCAACAUUGAACUGUCAUACAAGAAUCCACACAGGUGAGAAGCCAUAUUGUUGUAAAACAUGCAAAAAACAAUUCCAGCGUAAUUAUAAACUGAAACUCCACAUGAGGACCCACACAGGAGAGAAGCCAUAUUCUUGCAAAGUAUGUGGGAAUGGAUUUGCUCAUAAAUCAACAUUGAACUCUCAUACAAGAAUCCACACAGGUGAGAAGCCAUAUUGUUGUAAAACAUGCAAAAAACAAUUCCAGCGUAAUUAUACAUUGAAAGUCCACAUGAGGACCCACAUGGGGGAAAAGCUGCAUCUCUGCAGCACAGAGGUUCCAGAGAUUAAAGAGUAACAGGAGGAACUAAAAGGAGUUUGACACUCCUCACUUCAGGGUUACACUCUGUAAUAAGUGUUGGGUUACACACUAUGUCUACACACUACCUCAGCAAUGAGGUCACUGAGGUUAUUUCUUCGUUAGAGGAAGAUUGUCCAUCUGUUUUGGGUUAUUGGAUUGCAAUGGGAUAGUGCUUGAUCACCUGAACGUACAGGUGUAAAUGCAGCAGAGAUAGAGGAUAUGGCUGGUGGGAUGCUGGGCUUCAGAAGCUCACGUGUAAUGCAUACUGGUACAUGCAGGCAGUCCCUGCACGGCUCCGCGAGCAGGAGAACUCAGCUUUAGGAUUCAGGGGAUCUAUUGGCAGAAAUGGAAUAUAGUAUUCAUAACUGUGUUUUCUUUCGUCUAUAAUCACCUGAAACUAAGAAUCGUUGUGUUUUCAUUAGAUUAGAACGAGCCCUUCAUAUCUACAUGAGGAGCGUGUCCUCUUCCACUGAGACCCCCAUGUUGCCUCUUUAGUAUCCCAGAACCUUUUUAAGGGGAAAGUUAAUGUUGUAACUGACAAUGAUGAACACUGUUAACCAAGAUGAAUGUUACUGCAUUGUAUGCAACGAUGACACUGAGCAUGGAUGAUUGUAGCAACACUGUUAAUAUAAUGUGUUAUACUGCUGCACAUUGUUUGGAGACUGACUGACAGAACAUAUUGCUGGAAAGGCCAGAAGUUAUAGAAGCUUAAGGAGAACGUAUUCAUAUCACACAUGUUUGUUACCAACCAUGCAUCACAUUGUACGCUUUGUAAAUAAUGAAUGUGUGUAUACAUUGUCUUGAAGAGAUGCUAUGAAGUAAUUUCUUUCUAAAUUCCGCAAACAUAUUGUGACUUUAGAAAAAUGUAUACCAGUCAAAUGUUAACGUUCAUUAAUAUUUUCUUUUGUUUUUUCAGUUGACAUUUAUUUUGUAAAUGCGUUUGUAUGAACAUGGAGAUAAUGGUACGUGUUGUAUUUCAUGUAGUAAUUACAAUAA